AUGGGUUCCGAACUAGGCGUAACUGCCGACUCCAAAUCGCAACUCAACCUCGACAGCGUCGGCGUAUGGUGGAUAUCCUGGGCCGGCUUCUGGACCCUGCUUGUCCUCUGUGGGAUGGGCUACCUUUUGGUAAACCGGCGCUCGCAAAUUUUGCGAAUCCGAGGCAUCGGCUUGUCUCUCUCGGCCGUGGUGCUGCUCCAUCUCUACUGGUUUUCAGUCCAACUCGGAUACGUCGUCGGCGCCGUGUCGCCCGCCGAGGCAGAGUACUGGAUCAUGGGAACCUACCUACCGCUUGGCAUUGCGCUUUUCCACGCUUCCAACAGCCGCUUUCUCUACGUCGCUCGGGCCCAGCAAAAGUACCUGAGCCGUCUGCUGAGCCGACCUGGCAAGAGGCCGAGCCGCGGCCUCUUUGGCAGGUUCAACAGGUGGGACUUCACCACCAAGAUGGUCGUUCUGGUCGGCCUCGGCAUGUGUCUCCAGCUAUUCCUCGCCAUCUUCAUGUACCUCAUCUCGCGCAAGUUCCACAGCGGCUGGGGCAUCCCCGGAACAGAGGUCGACGGCACCGAGAUGGAGCAGAGGAUGAGAACGGGCCGUGGCUGGGAGUGGUGGCCCAGCAUCUUCUGGCAGGUCAUAUGGGCUUGGUUUGUCGCUCCGUGCAUUCUGUGGAAAUCUCGCAACAUUCGCGAUACGCAUGGAUGGAGGGUCCAGACCAUUGGCUGCGCCUUGGCCGGAUUGCACGCAACUCCCAUGUGGCUUAUUGCCCUGUACGUCCCCGCCAUGGAACCCGUCAAUAGAUACGUUCUUCCUCCUCAAUGGAUCGCCCUCUCAAUCUGGGCCCUCGAGAUCCUGACCGUCUUCCUCCCAUGCUGGGAAGUCUACAGCGCCAGCAACCUGCGUCAGGAGACGCUCGACUCCAUCGCGCAAUGGGAAUCCAAAAACAAGGCCGCCGCCUCGGGGACCAGAUCUCUUCGCACCGCUUCCACGGUGAUGGAGUCCCUGAUGACGGGCCUCAAAUCCACCGCCGGCUCCGUCAAGUCCACCGACUCCCAGGAAAGCAUCCUGACGAUGAGCGCGCUCGAGUACGUGCUGGAGCGCAACCCCGCGCCGCUGCAGGAAUUCUCGUGCCUUCGCGACUUUUCCGGCGAAAACAUUGCCUUCCUCACCUGCGUCGCGGAGUGGAAAAGCUCUCUCCCGGCAUCCGCUCGCUGCGGCGUCAACGACGAAUCCGCGAGAGAGCUUGUCCGCGAGCGGUUCAACCGCGCGCUGCGCAUCUACGCCGAGUUUGUCAGCAUCAAGGACGCCGAGUUUCCGCUGAAUCUUGCGUCCGCCGAGCUGGGCAAGCUGCAAGCCGUCUUUGAGCCGGCUGCGCGCACUCUCUACGGCGAGAAACGGGACGUGGACGCAGCCGUGCCGUUUGGCAUUUCCGGCCUUCCGCCUGCCAAGUCCAAGUCGUGCGCGGCUUCGUCGCAAGGAUCGGAGAAGGAAGCCUCGGGUGGAGGCGCCGAGGAUCGCGUCCAGUACUGGGGGGAAAUUCCUGAUUCGUUUGACGAAAAGGUCUUUGACGACGCGGAGAAGGACGUCAAGUACCUUGUUCUGACCAAUACCUGGCCCAAGUUUGUGAAGGAUCGCAGGAGUUUGCUUGAUUCAGAGACUGCCGAGACGGGGAGGCUUAUUCUUGGCAUGUUUCGCGGGCGACACAAGUAG
Molecule: messenger RNA, 1704 nt
Organism: Ustilaginoidea virens
Lineage: Eukaryota; Fungi; Ascomycota; Sordariomycetes; Hypocreales; Clavicipitaceae
Exons: 4
Coding region: 1-1704 (567 amino acids)
Source: RefSeq, a predicted model, not a curated record